Pistacia vera is the source of this 3349-nucleotide messenger RNA. RefSeq names its product lon protease homolog 2, peroxisomal. Gene Ontology annotation, biological process: protein processing; protein targeting to peroxisome; protein catabolic process. Bases 297 to 2963 code for a protein of 888 amino acids. Gene Ontology annotation, molecular function: ATP binding; serine-type endopeptidase activity; ATP-dependent peptidase activity. NCBI's taxonomy places the organism in Eukaryota, Viridiplantae, Streptophyta, Magnoliopsida, Sapindales, Anacardiaceae. The record is from RefSeq and is a predicted model, not a curated record. The transcript has 17 exons. Gene Ontology annotation, cellular component: peroxisomal matrix.
GUAGUAACAAAACGAUUCAGCCAGGGGUAGAGAGAGAUAAAAGUAAUGAAAUAGAGAGAGAAAGCCGUCACCGUUUUGAUUUGGCACUGACCCAAUCCAAACCAAACCAAACCAAACCAAAUUCACCAACCAACUAACAAGCCAUGUGUGCAUCCCCCGUUCUCCAUCUCUGACUCUUCUUCUUCUUCUUUUUGUUUUGUUUAUCCCUUCUCUUCUUCUUCUUCUUCUUAUUUAUUAACUCACUCAAAUUCUCUCUCAGUAACAUAAACAUACCUUUCCCGUGACGACCCCAAAACAUGGCGGAAUCGAUUGAGUUACCGAGUCGGCUUGGAAUCCUUCCAUUUAGGAACAAAGUCCUCUUACCUGGCGCCAUUAUUCGGAUUCGUUGCACUUCACCCAGCAGUGUGAAAUUAGUGGAGCAAGAACUUUGGCAGAGAGAAGAGAAGGGGUUGAUUGGUAUACUGCCAGUCCGAGAUGCUGCCGAACCUACUGCAGUGGGCCCAACACUAUCUCAAGGAGUUGCAAGUGAUUCUGGAGAUAGAGUGCCGAAGAUUCAAGUUGGCGCAUCAGAUGGUCACAAGGUUGACGGGAAAAAUCAGCACGAAGUUAUUCAUUGGCACAAUAGGGGAGUCGCAGCUCGUGCCUUACAUCUUUCAAGAGGAGUGGAGAAACCAAGUGGGAGGGUGACAUACAUUGUUGUGCUUGAAGGCUUGUGCCGGUUCAGUGUCCAGGAACUUAGCACAAGAGGAACAUAUUAUACUGCUCGUAUAUCUGCGCUUGAGAUGACAAAGAUAGAGAUGGAGCAAGUAGAGCAAGAUCCAGAUUUCAUGGCUUUGUCUCGUCAGUUCAAAGCAACUGCCAUGGAGCUUAUUUCAGUUCUCGAGCAGAAACAAAAAACUAGUGGGAGAACAAAAGUUCUUUUGGAAACAGUUCCAAUUCACAAAUUGGCCGAUAUUUUUGUUGCUAGCUUUGAGAUAAGCUUUGAAGAGCAGCUAUUGAUGUUGGAUUCAGUUGACCUCAAAGUGAGGCUUUCAAAAGCUACUGAGUUAGUUGACAGGCAUUUACAGUCAAUACGUGUAGCUGAGAAGAUCACGCAAAAGGUUGAGGGACAGUUGUCAAAAUCACAGAAAGAGUUUCUUUUACGCCAGCAGAUGAGGGCCAUUAAAGAGGAGCUUGGUGAUAAUGAUGAUGAUGAGGAUGAUUUGGUUGCUUUGGAAAGAAAGAUGCAAAGUGCAGGAAUGCCUUCAAAUGUCUGGAAGCAUGUACAGAGGGAGUUAAGGCGGCUUAAGAAAUUGCAACCACAGCAACCCGGAUAUAAUAGUUCACGAGUAUACCUGGAACUUCUUGCUGAUUUGCCAUGGCAGAAGGCCAGUGAAGAACUUGAAUUGGACCUAAAAGCUGCAAAAGAACGUCUUGACAGUGAUCAUUACGGUUUAACCAGGGUAAAGCAGCGGAUUAUAGAAUAUCUGGCUGUGCGCAAGCUUAAACCGGAUGCAAGAGGGCCAGUUUUGUGUUUUGUUGGCCCACCAGGUGUUGGGAAAACAUCUUUGGCAUCAUCAAUUGCUUCAGCUUUGGGCAGAAAAUUUGUACGCAUAUCUCUUGGUGGCGUGAAGGAUGAAGCUGAUAUAAGAGGGCACAGGAGGACGUACAUUGGAAGCAUGCCAGGGCGUCUGAUUGAUGGAUUGAAGAGAGUAGGCGUCUGCAAUCCAGUCAUGCUGCUGGAUGAGAUUGAUAAAACUGGUUCUGAUGUACGUGGGGAUCCUGCUUCUGCUCUGCUGGAGGUUCUUGACCCCGAACAGAAUAAAACAUUCAAUGAUCACUAUUUGAAUGUUCCAUUUGACCUUUCAAAGGUAAUUUUUGUGGCAACUGCAAAUAGGGCACAGCCCAUUCCUCCUCCGCUGUUGGACAGGAUGGAAGUCAUUGAACUGCCUGGAUAUACACCUGAAGAAAAACUUAGUAUUGCCAUGCGACAUUUGAUUCCAAGGGUGCUGGAGCAGCAUGGGUUGAGCUCUGCAUUCCUCCAGAUUCCUGAGGCUAUGGUUAAACUUGUGAUUCAGAGGUACACUAGGGAGGCUGGUGUCCGGAAUCUGGAGAGGAACUUGGCUGCCUUGGCUCGUGCAGCGGCAGUUAGAGUUGCAGAGAAUGAAAAAGCUGUUCCAGUGAGUAAGGAUGUGCACCAGCUUACUACGGCAUUGUUGGACAAUAGGCUUGCUGAUGGAGCUGAAGUAGAGAUGGAAGUCAUUCCAAUGGGUGUAAACAAUCAUGAAAUAUCCAACACAUUCAGGAUUGCCUCACCUUUGGUUGUGGAUGAGGCUAUGCUAGAAAAAGUACUCGGGCCUCCAAGGUUUGAUGAUAGAGAAACUGCAGAACGAGUUGCAGCUCCUGGAGUAUCUGUUGGGCUAGUCUGGACAACUUUUGGUGGAGAGGUCCAGUUUGUGGAGGCUACUGCAAUGGCGGGAAAGGGUGAUUUACAUCUUACUGGACAGCUUGGUGAUGUAAUCAAAGAGUCGGCACAACUAGCUCUGACAUGGGUGAGAGCUAGGGCAACAAAUCUUCAGCUGGUGGCCAAGGAGGAAAUUAAUCUCCUUGAUGGGCGGGAUAUUCAUAUACAUUUUCCUGCUGGAGCUGUACCCAAAGAUGGGCCCUCUGCUGGUGUGACUCUGGUAACAGCUCUGGUUUCACUGUUUAGUCAUAAAAGAGUAAGAGCAGAUACGGCAAUGACUGGGGAGAUGACUUUGAGGGGUCUUGUGCUACCUGUUGGUGGUGUCAAGGAUAAGGUAUUGGCUGCUCAUCGUUAUGGUAUCAAGAGAGUUAUUCUGCCUGAGAGAAAUAUGAAGGACUUAGCUGAAGUGCCAGCAGCUGUGCUUGCCAGUCUGGAGCUUCUUCCGGCAAAGCGAAUGGAAGAUGUUUUAGAGCAGGCUUUUGAAGGUGGUUGCCCUUGGAGAGUAAGCUCAAAGUUAUGACAGACUGUCAAGGGAGUUCAUCUAUUUACACCCUUCUGGUGAUUUGAUUGUUUUGUAUGUCACCACUUCUUUUGGACAUACUGGUAGAGUAUUUAUCGGUUGCCUUUCAGUGAUUGGAGAUGAAAGAAAUUGUUAAGCUCAUCUGAUUAUAAUCCAGCAAAAAUGGCUCAACUAGUAGCUGCUAAGGUGGGUGAUACAUGUCCUCCAAGUUUCUGUUGGAAAUACUUGCCAAUUUUUUUAUUUUUAUUUUUUCCCUUCCAAUCAAGCUGUAUUUACGGAAGAAAUACAUUAUACAUGUGCUUACUUCCGGAUUUUUAUUUAUUAAUUUCGUGUGUAAAUAUAAAUUAAUUUUCUGUUCAGUAAAAAUCAUUAUUUAAUGGAGGAAA